AGACCCCCCUGAGCUCAGCCCGGAGCAGCGCUGGGGGACCCCCAUCGGCACUGGCCAGACAUGCCCCCCGCCCCACACUCCUUUCCCCCCGGAUAACUUGCCCCUGGGCCGUGCAGGAGCCACGCCCACCCCAGCAGCGCCCCUGGUGGGCUCCCCCGUGCCCGCUGGCCCUGGGCCCUGGGAAGAUGAGCACUAGCCCCCAGGAGGCCCUGAUCUCGGCCUUCCUGCAGUUCAUCGAGGAGCGGGGCAGCCGGGCCUACGGGGCGCUGAGCCAGACCCGCCAGCCGCUGCGCCGCGAGAUGAACCUGCUCUACCGCAGGAGCAAGCUGGAGAGCCAGCAGCACAGGGACGAGGAGCCCAAAAAGGGCUCCGCCAAGGACCCAGGAGCGGGGAAGAUCCGGGACGUGGCCUCCUUCCGCCGCCACUUCCGGAUGGGCUUCAUGACCAUGCCGGCCUGGCAGGAACACGCGCCCCACCCCUGCGCCAGCGGCAUGGCGCCCCGCUCCCUCUCCUGCCACUCGGUGGGCAGCGUGGAGAACGGCGAGGGGGCCGCCGGCGCCAGGAAGCCCCCGGCCAAGCCCAAGCGCCACCCCAGCACCAAGCUCAGCAUGGCAGGCGAGGGGCAGGCAGCAGAGCCGGCAGGCAGCAGGAGAACCGGCCCCCAGAAGUCAUGCUCUGAGAGCCGGGAGCUGGGGCGCAAGGUGCCCCCCCAGAAGCCUAAGCGGAGCCCCAACACCCAGCUGUCUGUUUCCUUCGACGAGACCUACUCCAGUCGCCCCCUGGUGACCCCCACGGGCGGGGGGGCGCCACCGCAGUUUGGCCGGGCCUUCUCCCACGGUCAUGCCAAGGGCUCGGACCCCGAGGAUGAGGAGCCUGUCUAUAUUGAGAUGGUGGGGGACGUUUUCCAGGGCGCUGGGGGCCCCCAGCCACCCCCGGCGGGGGAGGAGGACUCUGACGAGAGUGAGGCGAUCUACGAGGAGAUGAAAUACCCACUGCCCGAGGAGGCCAAUGGCGUGCCCGCCUCCCUCCGCCCGCGCCAGGCGAAGGCGGACAAGGGCAAGACCUCCCCCUGCGACAUCCCCCCGCCUUUCCCCAAUCUGCUCCAGCACCGCCCGCCCUUGCUGGCCUUCCCCCAGGGCCCGGGGCACAAAGGGUACAAAGCGGGCACCCAGGAAGCCUCCAAGCUCCCCGUGCCCUGCCACGCCAAGGAAGCGCCGGCCGCGCCCCAUCCGCCGGGACACUCAGCCCUGGCACCCUCCGGCCGUGCCCGCAGCCACUCCACCCCGCUGCCCCCGCAGCCGGCCGGGCAGCAGAAGGCGGAGAAGGAGCUGCCCAGUUCCCACAGCCUGAUCUGCCCCCCGGCCAAGCCGCUGCCCUCCAUGCUGCCCGUGCCGCAGACGGCCAAGGACAAGCCGGCAGUGUCCUACACCAUGGUGUACUCGGCCGUCAAAGUCACCACCCACUCGGGGCUGCCGGCCGAGCAGAAGACGGAGAAGGAGAUCUCGGUGCUCCACGGCAUGCUGUGUGCCCGGCCGGCCACCGAGCCCGUGGGCAAGCCAGCCCCACGCUCCGCGCCGCCCCUGGGCAUGCUGUGGACUUACCCGGCCCCCUGCGGGGGGAUGAAACGCCCACCGGCCUACGAGAGCGUCAAGGGGGCCGGGGCCAAGGCCGCGGCGGUGCCGCCCGUGGUGAAGUUCCAGCUGCAGGACCGCGGGGCCUUCGCCAGCAUCGCCUGCUCCCACGUGGUGGCUGGCGCCGACGAGGAGACACUGAGCAUGGGGUGGGCACUGCAGCGGAAGGGUCUCUACGCCAACUGGAAAGGCAAGGAGCCGGAGAAGCCCACCGAGGGCACCCGGGUCUGGAACGGCAGCGGUGAGGCACAGCUAAAGCCGGAGAGGGAGGAGAAAGCCCUGGCGGGGCCCUCGCUGUCGGGGAUACCUGUCCGGGCCCCGGGCCCCGAGGGAAUGGUGCCCAAGAUGCCGGGCUGCCGAACGGGGCUGCCUGUGCCAUGCCAGACCUUCCCUGCCUGCCACCGCAAUGGAGACCUCACCGGGGGUUACCGCCUGGGCCGGUCAGCUUCCACCUCCGGGGUGCGACACACCGUGAUUCACACGCAGAGGCCAUGCAGCCACCCCAAAGACACAGCCAGUCUGGGCCUGCUGCCCCUGCCCGGGGUGGCGCCGGGCGCCCAGGAGCGGGACGGGAAGCUGCUGGAGGUGAUCGAGCGCAAGCGCUGUCUCUGCAAGGAGAUCAAAGCCCGCCACCGGCCCGAGCGCAGCCUCUGCAAGCAGGAGAGCAUGCCCAUCCUCCCCAGCUGGCGCCGCACCACGGACAGCCGCAAGGCGGGCACACCGCCCUGCCGGCGCCAGCACACGGUCCUGUGGGACACGGCCAUAUGACGCCGGGGGCACGGCCGCACGCCCACCGCGCUGCCUUGGGCCAGCCAGGGACAGGAGCCCCCCGCGGCCAGGGACGGGCGGAGGGGGUGAAUUGCUGGCCGUUGACCCCUCCGCUCUCCUGGCGGGGGCCCAUCCCACUGCGCCCCUGGCUAGAAGGAGCCAGUUGGCCGGGCCAGGGAUGCUGGACUGCGAGCGAGGCCUGGAUCGGAGGUGAAGCGGGGGGAGGACACCCAGAGGUGAUGAACCAGUGCCCCCUUUCUGCUGCCCCUGGACCGGAUCUGGGGUGGGGGUACAACCAGGUGUUACCGGUGCCAGGCGCACCCACACCGCUGCCUUGCCAUCAUCAUAAGGGGAAGAGGGUCAAGAUGGGGGGGGGGGAAAUCAAAGCUCUCCAGGGGAGGUUACAGAACAAAACUGACCCCCCUCCGGCUGCCCCACAGACUCCCCAGCGCCUCCUCUCUGGCCCCACAAUGUCCUUCACAGCCGCCAUGUCCCGUUAGCAUUUUUAGACAGACGGCUGGACCGACUUGGGACGCUGGCACGCUCUCCGGACCCCAACCGCCAGGAUGCCUGGGUUCUCCCGCCCCCUUGACAUAUUUAAUUCACUCGCCAGGGGAUGGAAGGCUGUCUCAAGUGUAAUGAGAUGAUGAAACUGCUUUGCAAAAUAUUUAUGCUGGGGCGGGGCUCGGGAGGGGGUAAUUUAUAUAGAGAAAUAAAGCAUA
Molecule: messenger RNA, 3121 nt
Organism: Gopherus evgoodei (Goodes thornscrub tortoise)
Lineage: Eukaryota; Metazoa; Chordata; Testudines; Testudinidae
Gene: NYAP1
Product: neuronal tyrosine phosphorylated phosphoinositide-3-kinase adaptor 1
Exons: 7
Coding region: 186-2399 (737 amino acids)
Biological process (GO): neuron projection morphogenesis; phosphatidylinositol 3-kinase/protein kinase B signal transduction
Source: RefSeq, a predicted model, not a curated record